Camellia sinensis is the source of this 741-nucleotide messenger RNA. The record is from RefSeq and is a predicted model, not a curated record. Lineage: Eukaryota; Viridiplantae; Streptophyta; Magnoliopsida; Ericales; Theaceae.
AUGCGACUGCUAGCAUGCGGCCCACAUCUCACCUACUUAGAGCUGCCAAAAAGCUUCUCAACCAAGAAACUAUCAACAGGAUUCUACAUUCCACCCAGUCAGCGCUCACUUCCAUCCAAAAGAAACUCUCUGAAAAGUGUUACCGAAACUUCAAUAAUCCAACUAAUUGAACUCCAUGUACCACCAUUGCCUGACCUCCCUCUGCCGUACGACACCACCAAAGACCUCCCUCCCCACUUCAUGCCCACCCUCAAAAAGGCCUUCGACUCCGCCGAACCCAACUUGUCUCUCCUCCUCAAAACCCACAAACCAGACCUCCUCAUCUAUGAUUUUCUUCAGCCUUGGGCUCCGGUGGUCGCCGCUGAGUAUGGUAUUCAGGCGGUGGACUUCAUCACUAGCAGCGCCACCAUAACCGCCUUCAUGCACCACCUCUAUAAAGUCCUACUUAUCACUUUUCCUUUUCCAUCGAUUUAUCUUUGUGAUUAUGACAAAGUAGAAGUAUCCCAUUUGCUAAAUCCUUCGAAAAACCUCGACAAGGACAAGACUCGCUGUUUCGAGUGCCUUGAUCGAUCAUCGGAGAUUGUUCUGAUCAAAACUUUUAAAGAAGUUGAAGGAAAGUACAUUGAUUAUCUCUCUGGUUUGGUUGGGAAGAAGAUUGUGCCUGUCCCUCUUGUCCAAGACUGUGUCGACGACAACGAUGAGAGCGGGAUUAGUGGGUGGCUGAACAAGAAGGAGCGGUGA